Messenger RNA from Neurospora tetrasperma FGSC 2508, 982 nucleotides. RefSeq lists its product as uncharacterized. Gene Ontology annotation, molecular function: copper ion binding. The record is from RefSeq and is a predicted model, not a curated record. The coding region runs from base 1 to 963 and encodes 320 amino acids. NCBI's taxonomy places the organism in Eukaryota, Fungi, Ascomycota, Sordariomycetes, Sordariales, Sordariaceae. The transcript has 2 exons.
AUGCCCUUCAAACUCGAGAUCCCAAUCUUUACCACCGACGUGGAAGAAGACGAUGUCCGUUCUUUUGAACAAAUGAGUUUCAAAGAGCUACUGAAGCUCUGCAAAAACUUCAAUUCUGCCGAAUGUCGCCGGAUCCGGCUGGAACUAAACGCCGUUGGUUCGUAUGGAGACGGUGGAUUGACUCCUGACAUCAAAGAUGCGAUUCGGUUCCUUACUCAUUUGCGAAAAUCAGAGAUCCUCGCGGAAGACCAACAACCGGCCAUACGAAUCAUGAUCCGGCCCCGAGGUGCAAAAAACGACGACAAAUCCGUCUCUCCAAUGAUAGAAGUUCAGGAUUUUCAGUACUCUGAAGCCGAGCUGCUCGCAAUGUGCCAGAGUAUUGAAGACUUCAAGACAAUGGGUCGAGAUGUCCUCAGCCCGGAACGCGGCGACGGGUUCGUUUUCGGGGUGCAGAAACGAUUAGACGGUCCCUUAAACGAGCUGAUGCUUCAUCCUAAGGCCAACAAAAGGCUGACCUUCACGGCCCAUCCUUAUCCCUGUUACCUGCACCGCGCCUUUGACGGCGUGCUCGCGACUUCGCAGAACUACCCGGGCACAAAGAUCCCGAUUGGACGCCUUGUCGAGAAGAUGAAAGGGCAUGGCUUCAAAGGGGUGUUGACGUCCGGAGGAUGGGGAAAUGCGACUAACAACCUGGAAACACUCGGGGAACUUGGGAGGGCGGCGCUGAAGGAAAAGGAAGAAGACAAGUUUGAGUUGAUAGUUGGUGGCGGCGUACGGUAUGGCAACGUGUGGGACAUAUGCUAUGCGAUGAAGGAGCUGGCGCAGCACCGGGAUUUUUGGCUUCACUCUUCGUGCUUGACUGGCGAGGCCUCCCCUUAUACGGAAGCAUGGACUAUGUUGAUGAGAUUGAACGCUGCAGAAGAAGCUGCAAAAAAUUGGACAGCGGCCUCUUGGGCGUACUAGCAGGAGAGUGGGAUUGGAG